This is a messenger RNA of Entrophospora candida, 1257 nucleotides long. Lineage: Eukaryota; Fungi; Glomeromycota; Glomeromycetes; Entrophosporales; Entrophosporaceae. The record is from the annotation of a GenBank genome assembly.
AUGUCUUCAUAUAAACGAUUUUACAUGAGAUUUAUCUGCAUUUUUGUAUUUUUAAUACAAUUCAUUUCACAACAUUACGUUGCUGCUGCUGAUAAUUUACCAAUUGGACAAUGUGUUGUAACUUAUGAUGCAAAUACCGAUUAUUUUCCAACCAAAGUCACUGUUGAACCUUCCCAAUUUUUUAGUAUUCAAUACUUUAAUAAUUAUAAAUUGUUGACUAAUACACAAACCAAAGAAGCUUUUGCCCUUUAUCAAUGCGGAACACCAGCCCCAACUAAUUUACCAACCGGAACCAAAGUAUUUCCAAUUGCUGCCAAUAAAAUAGCUGCAUUGGAUACUACUAGUGUUUCUUUCCUUGAGGUUCUUGGACUUAGAUCCAAUAUAGUCGCAUUAGAUUCAACUGCAAUGGUUUCAUCGCCGUGCAUUCAAUCAUUGAAGGAGAAAGGUAGCAUUACUCAGCUUUCUAAUGAUGUGGCAUUACGUGAACAACAACUUGGAGCAGUUGAUGUAGCAUUUGGCGCAUUUACAGCUGAUCCUAAAAGCUUGAAAUCUGUGAGCACGUCUUCAACAUCAGAUCCAGGAACACUUAAUCGUGUUGGAUGGAUAAAAUUCUAUUCAGUUUUCUUUAAUCUGGAAAAGAAAUCCACUGAUAUUGUUACUCAGAUUAGUGACAACUACAAUUGUUACAAAAAAAUGGCAGUCGAUCAUCCACUAAAAGAAAAACCAUUAGUUGCUUGGAUUUCUUACGUUGCUCCAGAUGAAUUCAACAAUAAUACUGCAACUUGGAAUAUUGCUGAUGCAAUUUACAAGAAACAAUUCACUGAAGACGCUGGAGGUGUCUAUUUUAAUGCAACAACUCUUGUCUAUAAUGACGCAAAAAGCUUUCUUCAAGCAAUUGCAAAUGUUGAUAUUGUGAUUGAUGAGACAUUUAUUGGAGCGACAAUUGCAGAUUUUUACAAGAAUUACAAUCUGAGCGCUGAUCAGACCACUUACAAGUUUAUCAAGAAUAAAGCUAUUUAUCGUGAAGAUGGUAUCACUAAUCCAAUUGAUGGCCGUGAUUGGUUUGAGAGUGCAAUUGUUAUGGGUGAUGCAGUUUUGGAGGAUAUGAUCAAUGUGGUGAAUCCAUCAUUGCCAAGUACUUCCUAUAAAAGAAAUUGGUUUAGAAAUAUUGCAAAUGAUGAAACAAUCAAAAUUUCUUCAUCUGCUAAUUGUACUGAUGUUCAGUCUAAUAGCAUUGUUGUGAGUAUUAUUUUAUGA